Molecule: messenger RNA, 474 nt
Organism: Fusarium coffeatum
Lineage: Eukaryota; Fungi; Ascomycota; Sordariomycetes; Hypocreales; Nectriaceae
Exons: 3
Coding region: 1-474 (157 amino acids)
Source: RefSeq, a predicted model, not a curated record
AUGUCUGCUUACGGGACUUACACACCCUACUACAACCCGCCUGAACCUACCGUCGCUGUCCCAUUCGCCGACGCCAAAGACAACAAUGUCCGAAUAACCAGGCACGAAGUCAAUUACACCAACAAUACCGUUGACAUGUGGAUUGAAUGGCGUAUGCAUCCCGACGGACCACUUCGAACUGUCCGCUUCGCCGAGUUCGACGUCCAUGAGGCAAAGCCCCAGAUGGUCUUUGACUACUGGGACAGCCUCGGGGGACGAGAGGCCGCUACCAAAUUGACUGAGAAGAAUGUCCAGGCUAUUACAGACGAGUGUGAAUCAUGGUACACAAUCCAGUAUACUGGAUAUGAUGAUAUGGCGGAUAUUGUGGCCAAGUGCGUCAUCACGUCAGAUCAUCCUCGGCUUGUACGUAACUGGGAUGAGGCCAAGAAGUCGAGAGGGACAACCGAGUACUGCUCGUCAACCCCAUCAGCCUGA